AUGUGGAUUUUGGCAGCGUCAUGCUCUAGGCAAUUCCAAAGCGUUUGUGAUCUACUGUAUAAUGAUACUCGCCAGAUGCUGGAGGUCAUAGAUACCAGCGAUAUUGAUAUUGACGGCCUCGAGAUUGAACAGGUUCAAGCUUGGAUUCUGCUUGUGCUAUACGAGGUUACCAGGAGUCAUUCACGACGCGGUUGGAUAAGUGCAGGUCGUGCUUUUCGACUGGUUCAGCUUAUGCGCUUGUUUGAGGUAGACGGAACGGAUAUGAUGCUGUCAAUGUCAACUACGGAAGAUUGGGUCACACUCGAGGAGAAGAGGCGGACAUUUUGGAUGGCAUAUCUACUGGAUCGAUUUAUCAGUGUGGAAAAUGGACUACCUCUCACAUUAAAUGAGCAAGUAAUUCUCACACGAUUGCCUACCAGUGACGUCGAAUUCCAAAGUGUGCAACGUGUACAAAUGGGAUUUUUGUCUGAGGAGAUCACUGCAACAAUUCCCACGAUUAUGUCGCCAUUUACUGAAUGCAUCGUCCUUGCCACUAUCUGUGGAAGAGCAUUGCUACACAAACACUGCGCCUCUGUUGAGCGUGUCUAUGGUCAUACAUCUAACGAUUUCUGGGACCGACACCACUGGAUUGAUAAUAUUUUGACUCAGAGGAUCACGAUGUUGAGCAUGAAAUAUCCUCCAGCAUCUCAAAACAUUGAUCCCAUGCUUAUUUUUACCGAGAUGGUUGCCAACACAGCGAUUCUCUUUCUUUAUAAAAUUAUUAAUCUGAUGCCAUGUCAGACUAUAACAAACUCAACAAACGUGAUAGAAUAUAAAAAGCGAGCAGUGAAGGCAGCUGGUGAGAUUGUCAGUAUCACAAGGGCUCUAUCUUUCUUUACCCAAGCGAAGAUACACCCGUUUACCCCAAUAUGUCUUUAUAUUUGCGCGGAAUUCUUUACGCUACAUCGAGAAGACGGUGCUCACUCUUACUUAGAUCCACAACUUCAUGAAAUCAUGGAGGCCUUGCGAAAUCUGCGAUCUGUGAAUAAUCUCGCUCGAAACUUCCUAUUGAUUCUGGAUCCGAUGUCUAGUCCAUGUUUCUCAAGCAGUAAACCGAUCACGUUAGGCUGUGAGACUGUGGAUGGUAGCCAGUUUUCAUUCGAUCUCUCAUCGUUUAGUUUCCCGUCCCAUACGGACCUCGUUUCUAUGGACUUUUCAAAUACCAUAGAUGAUAGGCAGGUAGGAUUUGAGUGGCGGAUGGGCAAUUAA
Talaromyces stipitatus ATCC 10500 is the source of this 1248-nucleotide messenger RNA. RefSeq lists its product as uncharacterized. Gene Ontology annotation, biological process: DNA-templated transcription. Gene Ontology annotation, cellular component: nucleus. The coding region runs from base 1 to 1248 and encodes 415 amino acids. Gene Ontology annotation, molecular function: DNA binding; zinc ion binding. The transcript has 3 exons. Lineage: Eukaryota; Fungi; Ascomycota; Eurotiomycetes; Eurotiales; Trichocomaceae. The record is from RefSeq and is a predicted model, not a curated record.